Fomitopsis serialis is the source of this 1241-nucleotide messenger RNA. RefSeq names its product Aldo/keto reductase. The transcript is spliced from 8 exons. The record is from RefSeq and is a predicted model, not a curated record. Gene Ontology annotation, cellular component: cytosol. NCBI's taxonomy places the organism in Eukaryota, Fungi, Basidiomycota, Agaricomycetes, Polyporales, Fomitopsidaceae. The coding region runs from base 177 to 1118 and encodes 313 amino acids. Gene Ontology annotation, molecular function: aldose reductase (NADPH) activity.
AGCCACAUGCAUACUCAAGCCUCAGAUGGGCAACAGAUCAAUUUGGGAUAACGGUAUAGACAUCGCAGGAUACCAACGCGUCGGCUUGCCGGGCCGCCCUGAAAGCCUCCAGUCUUUAUAAGAGUGCACCGACACAGGAACCCGACAUUCCUGCUUCUCUGACUAUCGCAGCAGCAAUGUCGAUCCCCACAGUCAAGCUCAACAACGGCGUCGAAAUCCCCAUUCUCGGGCUUGGUACAUGGCAGUCGAAGCCCAACGAGGUUGCGAAAGCUGUCGAGCACGCACUGAAGGAGGUGGGCUACAGGCAUAUCGACUGUGCAUGGGCGUAUGGGAACGAGAAGGAAGUCGGCGAGGGGAUCCGCAAGUCCGGCGUUCCGCGCUCCGAGAUAUUUAUCACCAGCAAGUUGUGGUCCACGCACCACCAACGCGUCGAGGCGGCGCUCGAUGAGUCGCUGGCGAACCUCGGUACUGAUUAUCUCGACCUAUACUUGAUUCAUUGGCCAGUCCUUCUUAACCCGAAUGGUAACCACCCGAAUUUCCCUACGCUCCCCGAUGGGAAGCGGGAUGUCCUCUAUGAUUGGAAGGUCAAGGACACCUGGGCUCAGAUGGAAGCUGUCCUGAAGAAGGGGAAGGUCAGAGCCAUCGGAGUGUCGAAUGUCUCCAAGCGCAUCCUCGAGACGGAACUCCUUCCAUAUGCCAAUGUCGUCCCUGCCGUCAACCAGCUCGAGAUCCACCUGUACAACCCGCAACACAACCUUCUCGAGUACCUCUUGUCCAAGGGCAUCGUCCCCCAGGCAUAUUCCCCGCUCGGCUCGACUAAUUCGCCCUUGCUGAGCGACGAAACGGCCUCAGAGAUCGCGAGCAAGCACGGCCUGCAGACGCCAGACGUUCUACUCGGUUACCUUGUGGCAAAGAACAUCAUAACGCUGCCGAAGUCGGUAACUCCAGCACGCAUUGCAUCCAAUUACACCGGUGCGCUUGCGGCCGCGUCCAAGCUGACCAAAGAAGAUAUCGAAAAGCUGGACGGCGUUGCUGCGUCCGGCAAGCAGAAGCGGCUCAUCACUCCACCGUGGCCUGUCGAUCUCGGUUUCGAGAACUGGCCGGGACAAACACCCUGAGUGCGUGAUGACGUAGUAUUGCGGCUAUCGAUAGUCAGACAGCAAACGUGAAGGCAUUCUGCAUAGGCGAAGCGAUAUCCCAUCAGUAUAACGGAAAGAACUGACAGGAAUGGGGGAAGCACG